AUGAGAAUGGUGAAAACGGGGAAAAGCGAUGGCUUCCGCUGUAAUUUUCCUCCUUUGGUCAGUUUUUCGCAAGGUUUGCGCCUCAGACAGAGUGAUAUGGUGGAGGAUGGCAUUGCAAGGAGCUCACCGACUCUGUCGAAGAUGGCUCAAACUAUCCGGGUGGUUUGCAAGCGUGCCAUGAAGGACUACACACGGCGCCAUGGCCAGGUGGUUGGAGACGGAGGAGAAUUUGCGGUCAUCGACGAAAGUUGUUUCCGUCAUAAACGCAAGUAUCACAGAGGAAGGGCAGCUGCUACAUGGCGACGGAGGAGGUGGGUCUUUGGGAUCUUGGGCGUAAGGAACCAGCAGAGACGUCCCAUCCUGCGCCUUGUGAGGAGAAGAGGGCGAGGGAAUCUGAUCCCCAUCGUGGUGAAGCACGUCCGUCCGGGAGCCACUGUGAUCAGCGAUGAAUGGGGGGCGUACAGAGGAGCGUUAGCUGGCCUGGGAUACACACAUUUCACCGUGAACCACUCACGAUGGUUUGUGGAUCCACAGACUGGGGCCCAUACGCAACAUGUGGAGAGGGCAUGGCUGCAGUUUAAGUCCACCGCUUGGAGGCUCAGGGGUAACCAGACGGAGGCAAUCCUGAAGGAGCAUCUCUCCCUAAUAGAAUGGACAUACUGGCUGGGAAAUGGGCAUCGUAAUGGUCCCCUAGGAAGACUACUGAAAGACAUUCGGCGCCACUAUAGGGUGUAGUGUGUUCUCUCUUUCUUUCUUUCUCUCUC
This is a messenger RNA of Engraulis encrasicolus (European anchovy), 764 nucleotides long. RefSeq lists its product as uncharacterized. The record is from RefSeq and is a predicted model, not a curated record. The transcript has 3 exons. The coding region runs from base 1 to 735 and encodes 244 amino acids. NCBI's taxonomy places the organism in Eukaryota, Metazoa, Chordata, Actinopteri, Clupeiformes, Engraulidae.